Molecule: messenger RNA, 2236 nt
Organism: Paraglomus occultum
Lineage: Eukaryota; Fungi; Glomeromycota; Glomeromycetes; Paraglomerales; Paraglomeraceae
Source: the annotation of a GenBank genome assembly
UGAUGAUGCCGAUGGGUUGUUAGAAUUUAAACAUGAUGAACUAGAAGAAUUAGAACAGCAAAUUACGAUCAGUUCGUUAGACGAGAUAACUGAGAUUGUUGUUGUUGCAGAAGAUGAGACAUUGAACGCCGACAAAACCAUAAAGCCAAAUACCGACGACUACUGUAGGAAAUUGGACAUAGGAGGGCAAAAGGUAGUCGUAGUUAAGCAUGAAGACGAGAUCGUUAGCGGAGGAAGAGGAGUCUAUAACUACUGUGUGCUGGGAAGCCCAGACCAUGUUGCAGCGUUAAAAGUAAAAGUAGACGAAUUAAAAGAGUAUUCCGCCCGCCUAGAAAGAGAACGCGCAGAAGCCGUAAGCCGCUCAGAAUCUGUAACCGGUGAACUUGACAGGCUGGUCGCCGAACUCAAACAGCUCGGGCACGCUGAUGCAAACUCAGAGCAAACUAUCCAUGCCACUGUGCACACCUUUGGCAAUCUUCCGAAAUUGGAGAUAAUUGCCGAUGAAGAAGAUAGAGACUAUUUGCGUUUGAUCAGAAAGCCAAGAGUAAGGCAAUAUUGGCAUGAUGGUGUGUUACAUAGAGAGGCAGAAGAGAGAACGAUGAGCUAUACUGAAUUGUUUUGGGAUUUGAUAUUUGUCGGUGUGGUCAGGAUUAUUGGACAUACACUAGUCAGUGAUGUUAGUAUCACGUCAUUGAAACAUUACUUCCUCACGUUUUAUCCGCUCUGGAGACUGUGGACAGAUGUACACACUUAUUUAAACGUAUACUCGUCUGAUGAUCUUGUUCAAAAAUUUGUUCUUCUCUGGGAAGGCGCAAUUGCAGUCGGCAUGGCAACACAUUCUGAAAAGGUUGACGGGAACGUUGGACAAUUCUACAUUGUCUCUUAUAUAAUCGGCCGCCUGACCUUUGCCGUACUGUACCUAAACUUUGCUCGAUUCAUCCCAAUGUUUCGCGUUAGCUUUAUUACCAAUUUCUGGGGUAUUGUCAUUCCGUGCAUUCUCUGGGUGGUUGCGGCUGUCGUACCCAAUGAUGACACACCGGGCCUGGUUUGGGCAGCCAUCGCAUUUGAAAACUUUUGGUAUGGUUUUGUGCCUCUUUAUAACCGUUAUGGAACCAAGCAUCCGGCGAACCAUACACAUACGGCGGAUUUCGAACGAGUCGAUACAAUCACUGAAAGCGAGAAGGAUGAUACGAUCAUCGACGAAGGAAAAGAAGAGAAAUUUCCGGAUAUCAAAUUAACUCCACAUUUGUCAAUGCGGACAAAAGGAACAGAAUAUCAAUGGAAAUGGACCGAUUGGUUUUCGAUAUUUGAAAUAGCCAAGUAUAGGCCGGCUUUAAAUAUUGAGCAUUGGAGUGACAGAGUGGGUUCGUUCGCAGUGAUAUGCUUGGGAGAAAUGGUAAUAAGCAUCCUGUACACAAGUUAUAAUACAGUCCCAGACGGUAUAUUCGGAAAAGCCAUUCUAGGUUUACUAUUUGCUUACAAUUUGCACUGGAUAUACUUUGAUGUCGAUGCGAGCAGACAAUAUCAACAUGCACUUAGAAGACAUGUCAUUACCGGACUCUGCUUCGGGUUAAUUCAUUUACCAUUGGAUAUGGCUCUGAUUGCUGCUGGGGUUGCGCUCUCAGCAAUAGUCCAAGCAAGGGAUUUUCCGGGAGCAAGUAGUAUUCCCGAUGGGUCGUUGACUGGAUCAUCCUCUGAUUUGUCAUCCCAUCUCAAUACCAACUCGGCGCUUGCUUAUGUCACUUCUGAUGUCGAAGGGUCAUCUGCUAUGCCCAAGGACUUGAUAUGGCUGUUUUGUGUGUCAUCGGGUGUUGUAUUGUACUGCAUGGCUAGCAUUGGAAUGCUUCAUAAGGGAUUAGAUACCGUUGAUUCCUUGAGGAUACCUAAGGCGUACCGUAUAUCUUUGCGAUUAAUAAUCGGCACCAUCUAUAUACUUCUUCCACUUGGCAAUCUCAACUCACUCGACUUGGUGAUAACGGUCUCAAUGCUUUCUCUUCUCCUCGUUAUCAUCGAAACGUAUGGUCGCUUGCAUAAGAAUGAACCUAUAUUCUUCAAUUGCGAUCAAGACAUCAUCGGCGAUAGCUCGACGAUGACGAGAGCAAAAUAUAUUAGGUGGAGGUGGGGUCCGUUGAAGAAGACGCAGCGUAGAUGGUCGAGGGGUGUGUUGAGACAGAGAAAGGAUAAGAAGGACAAUGCAGAGAACGUUGUGGACGAUAAGUAUUUGAAUGAGAUAUGA